This is a messenger RNA of Acanthosepion pharaonis, 1089 nucleotides long. Lineage: Eukaryota; Metazoa; Mollusca; Cephalopoda; Sepiida; Sepiidae. The record is from the annotation of a GenBank genome assembly.
AUGGAAACGAUACAUCUCUCUCUCUCUCUCUCUCUCUCUCUCUCUCUCUCUCUCUGUCACGUUUUCUUUCUCUCAGUGUCACGCUUUUUUCUCUCACUCCAUCUCUACUUGUCUAUGUCCUACUCUCACUCUCAGUAUAAUAUGUGCUCCCUCUCUCUCUUUCAAACUCAGUGUCACGUUCUCUUUCUCUCUCUCUCUCUCUCUCUCUCUCUCAGUGUCACGUUUUUUCCUCACUCCUUCUCUACCUGUCUAUGUCCUACUCUCACUCUUAGUAUAAUAUGUGCUCCCUCUCUCUCUUUCAAACUCAGUGUCACGUUCUCUUUCUCUCUCUCUCUCUCUCUCUCUCUCUCUCUCUCUCUCUCUCUCUCAGUUAUAAUAUGUGCUCCUCUCUCUCUUUUUCAAACUCAGUGUCACGUUCUCUUUUUUUUUUCUCUCUCUCUCUCUCUCAGUGUCACGUUUUUUCCUCCUCCUUCUCUACCUGUAUAUCCUACUCUCACUCUCAGUAUAAUAUGUGUUCCCUCUCUCUCUUUCAAACUCAGUGUCACGUUCUUUCUCUCUCUCUCUCUCUCUCUCUCUCUCUCUCUCAGUGUCACGUUUUUUUCACUCCUCCUUCUCUACCUGUCUAUAUCCUACUCUCACUCUCAGUAUAAUAUGUGCUCCCUCUCUCUCUUUCAAACUCAGUGUCACGUUCUCUUUUUUCUCUCUCUCUCUCUCUCUCUCUCUCUCUCAGUGUCACGUUUUUUUCACUCACUCCUUCUCUACCUGUCUAUAUCCUACUCUCACUCUCAGUAUAAUAUGUGCUCCCUCUCUCUCUUUCAAACUCAGUGCCACGUUUUCUCUCUCUCAGUACUAUGCAUUUUUUCUCUAAUUUCUUCUCUACUUGUCUAUAUCCUACUCUCACUCUCAUGCUACGUUUUUUCUCUCUUUCUCCCUCUCUACCUGUCUAUGCUCUUCUCUCUCACCCUCAUGCCUCUCUCUCUUUCUCUCUCUCUCUCUCUCUCUCUAUCUAUCUAUCUAUCUAUCUCUAUCUAUCUCUUUUUACCUUUGUUUUCUUACACUCACUUGUGUAGCGAAAAAAAAUUUUUUUAA